Molecule: messenger RNA, 1904 nt
Organism: Notolabrus celidotus (New Zealand spotty)
Lineage: Eukaryota; Metazoa; Chordata; Actinopteri; Labriformes; Labridae
Product: neurexophilin-2-like
Exons: 3
Coding region: 521-1312 (263 amino acids)
Molecular function (GO): signaling receptor binding
Source: RefSeq, a predicted model, not a curated record
UCCAGACGCGCAGCGGAAGAUUUUGCGCACUGAAGGCAAGUCGAGCUGAAGUGAGCGCACAGUGAGCAAACUGCUUACUGACUGACCGCAGUCCCGUCACUGAGAUACGAGCUCACUUGGCUUUACUUUAUGCAUCCACUACCGACGUUUUAAAACAAGGGAUUAAAUAGAGGAAAGCAGUUUAUUUCAGUUUGGCUUGAUGCGCAACUUAGAGGAGUUAUUUUAACGGAGCCACUCAAUGUAGCUUGUUUGUUGAAAUAUCCAAAGUGUCCCAUCCGCGGAGGAAAAAUUCACUCAACAUCCUAAGAGACCGAAACGCUUGAGAGGAUUUUUGGAAGUAUUUUUAAAGGUGGAUUGAACAAGGAUGAGUCCAACAGCCUUACCCAACCAAGAGAGGUAUUACAUUUGAAAAGCGGUGAUCACAGCAAUGCUUCAGCAGCGUGUUCGUCUGUCCCUCUCCAAAUCUCCCAGAGAGGAUUUAAACGCUGCUCAUUUUGAAUAAGUCGAGAAGUCACUUAAGAUGAGAGCUCUGCAAACAAUCCUGUUUCUUUUCGUCCUGCAUCAGGUCACAUGCAGAAAAGCACAUGGAGGAGCCACAGAGCUAAUUGAGUGGGGAGACAGUGAUAAUGCAAAGAAGAUUUCUCCCAUGGGGGCCAGUCCACGAAUCCUCAAUCCCUUGCGUUUGUUCGCUAGGGGCUCCCCUGGGUUCAAAAGCAACAUGAGGGAAAUUACAUAUUUACAGAAUAUGGAGGACUUCUGGGACUGGUUAUCUAACCAGACAGAUGUUCAGAGUGCACAGGCCAGAACUAAACGCAGGCCCAUCGUCAAGACUGGCAAGUUUAAAAAGAUGUUCGGGUGGGGAGAUUUUCACUCCAACAUCAAGACUGUAAAACUGAACCUGCUGAUUACAGGGAAGAUCGUGGACCACGGGAAUGGCACUUUUAGCGUUUACUUUCGCCACAACUCAACCGGCCUGGGCAACGUGUCAGUCAGUCUGGUGCCGCCAUCCAAGGUGGUUGAGUUUGAGAUGGUCCAGCAGUCCACGCUAGAGACCAAAGACACCAAAUCAUUCAACUGUCGCAUUGAAUACGAGAAGACGGACCGCAACAAGAAGACUGCCCUGUGCGGCUUUGACCCAUCCAAGGUGUGCUAUCAGGAGCAGACGCAGAGCCACGUGUCCUGGCUUUGCUCAAAACCCUUCAAAGUCAUAUGCAUCUAUAUCGCCUUUUACAGUGUCGACUAUAAACUGGUGCAGAAGGUAUGCCCUGACUACAACUACCAUAGUGACACACCUUACUCCUCCACAGGGUGAUCUAGCCAUUGUUGGUGUGCAUUCACUUUUAGUUGCAAUCAUGUAAAUGUUAACCUUUAACCUCUUUGUCCCCAAAAAACUAAACACUGGAGAGAUUUGAAUACAAUGGUUUAAACUUUUGAACAUACUGCAGACAAAUAUAAGGAUUUAACACUUGGAUAGUUGGGUGUCCAGGGACUUGGUUUUAAGGGUUGACUGUGGAUACAGAGAUUGUUAGCAACCCUGGAUAACUCUGCCACAUCACAGCAGCACAUGUUCUCCUUAAAACACUGGUGUAAUUAGAGUGCCGUCCAGAUGUUUUCUUCAAGGCUAGACCAUAGGCAAGAUGUCUCCCAGUUGGAAGAGCAUACCCGGCUUCUGUCAGAAUCUAAAGCGAAGCUUAGGUUGGGAAACAAUUUCCUUCCUUCAUUUCAACAGUGAUAACUAGGUUGAAAUAUGACAAGACUUUAUAUAUAGUGUCAAUACUUAUGAAGCUGAUAUUUAAAUAGUUAUUCACUGGGGUGUAAAAUGACCUAUAAAGCAUUGAAAAAUUGCCUUUGAAGUAGCACUAUCAUCCAUUUGUACAGACACAGAAAGGAAACUUUACGUCAGA